UUUACUGAUCAGUUGUCAAAUAGUUCUUCGAAUUUAACUAUAACUUUUAUCAGUAGGGGCAUGGAAGUUACUUAAUUUUAAUAUCAUGAACUCUAUUAACAUACUUAAAGGAUGCUAUUGUAAAUGGAUGGAGAAAUCAUUGGUUAUAACUCAUAACAAACUGGACAAUGGUAAUUAUAUCAAGCUGAGGUGGAUUUCAAAAUGCUUUGUCGUUUUAAAUUAAGCUCCUUUACAGAUUGCACAUUGCUUGAUUUGCCGUGAUUAUUACACAUGCCCUCUCCUGCGCCAAAUGUCUGUGGUAAAAGGUAACAAUCUGCAGACUAUAUCCAGUCCUGAAUCAGUUUCGCAUAGGGAUGCAUACCCACUGAAACAAGCCAGUUUAAGUCCCUGUGUAACCCUUAAGAAAACAUAACAACAUUUAACCAGGGGAAGCUUUUCCAUUCUUUGGAACAUUCUAUUGCAGCUGUGCUUUAUGUAGGGGGAGAUGCUCUGUUGCGGCCCUCAUUUCCAUUUUCAAGCUGCUAUUAAUACUGAACUAGGCCAAUUUUGUAUGUCAAGGGUUCCAUCAAGAUGAGAAAUGUUAUUUACUGCUUAUCUACUUUUUUUCAUUUAGCAUGAAGUUUUUUAUGUUAAAAGAAAAAAAAUAUUUUGCUAUACUGUUCUGGAAAAUGGGGUCUUAUAAUUAGUGGUCUGGCUUUUACAGAGGCUAGAGUGGUUUGAUGUUGGGAGUUAUUUGAUCAACAUAUUCGUCCAGAUAAACCCAGUAGAUAUUGAGUCUUAGAAGAUGCUUAGGAUUGUCAAGAGACACAUAUCAAACUUACGGGAAAUUGAAAAUGCAACCUAAACAGCAUAUUUCCUGUCCUUCCAUUGCGUUCCUUUGUUUGUUUAUUGAAUGUGUAAUUGAACUAGGUUUACAGCUGUCUUAUGUCAUGGUAUUUUUGUUCAAACUCUUUUCCACCUUUCUCAUAUUAUUGACUACAAGUGAACUACAAUUUCUCUACCUUUUCAUUUUUUGUGCAUUUCUUGUUUCUGAAUGCAUUUUAUUGGAAUAUCUCGGUUCCUUUCUAUUAGGUCCAGUGCUAAUUUGUACCGCUUUAUCAUUUUCUGUCUUAAAAUUUUGCAAAAAUAACCUCAUUUUCUCAUAACUGAUCAAAUAAGGUGGCAGCCAAAACAGUCUACGGUUGACAAUGAUGGACUGAAGGGAACAUAUCAUGUGGAUGUUGACAUGCCUGCAGAUUCUUGGUCCACAACCAUUCACUUCUACGAUGUUCUUAUAUUUAAUACUGGGCAUUGGUGGGGUUACGACAAAUUCCCACAAGAGACCCCUCUUGUUUUUUAUCAUGCUGGCCAGCCAAUACUUCCUCCUCUUGGGUUGUUUGAUGGACUUAGAGUUGUUCUUGAGAAUAUGGUCUCAUACAUAGACAGAGAAAUUCCUAGCAAGACACUCAAGUUUUGGCGGCUGCAAUCACCACGGCAUUUUUAUGGUGGUGAAUGGAAUCAAAAUGGAAGUUGCUUGUUCAAAGAGCCCCUCAAGGAAUAUGAGCUUGAUUCAUGGUUUGAUCCCAGCAACAAUGGAGUGAAUAAAGAAGCAAGAAAAAUUAAUCAUGCAAUUAAAGAGACAUUGCAAGGCACAGAUAUCCAAUUGCUUGAUCUAACUCAUUUGAGCGAGUUCAGAGCAGAUGCCCACCCUGCAAUUUGGUUAGGGAAGAAGGACGCGGUGGCAGUCUGGGGUCAGGAUUGCAUGCAUUGGUGCCUACCUGGUGUCCCAGAUACAUGGGUUGAUAUCUUGUCAAAGCUUAUCCUUAAUGGUGUGAGGACAAGGCAAUAAAAAGAGAAGAGAAAGUUGUGGAGUUAUAUUGGGAUUUCGUUUCCAGAUAUCUGUACAUUAGAUGGGAAGAUGCUAUGCAGUUCAAGGGCAAAGUUCUAGAAUUUGGUUACCAGAAUCCAAGCAUCUUUCUGGAGGUAUUAAUUCCAGUAGAUUCAGAUGGAAAAAGCUUCCUGUUGUAUUCUUUUCCACAUUAUUGUUUCGUUUGAAGGGAAAUAAGCUGGCUCCUAAUUAUAAACAGAUAAGUGAUAAGUUAGACAGAAACAAGAAACAAAGGAAAAUUGACAGGAAAACUAGGAAAAGGUUAUUUAACUGUAUUUUCUUCCAGUUGAUCCUAUAGGUUUCAAAUUUCCAUCAUUUCAUUCUUUUAUAUAUUGAACAUCUUUAAUCAAAUAGGAAGUAUUCUUCUCAUGCUUAAUAUUCAAGUUCCUGUUAAAAGUUGUAAUUUCCUUGUUCUGCUA
Jatropha curcas is the source of this 2286-nucleotide messenger RNA. The record is from RefSeq and is a predicted model, not a curated record. Lineage: Eukaryota; Viridiplantae; Streptophyta; Magnoliopsida; Malpighiales; Euphorbiaceae.